This is a messenger RNA of Solanum tuberosum (potato), 519 nucleotides long. RefSeq lists its product as uncharacterized. The record is from RefSeq and is a predicted model, not a curated record. The coding region runs from base 1 to 519 and encodes 172 amino acids. Lineage: Eukaryota; Viridiplantae; Streptophyta; Magnoliopsida; Solanales; Solanaceae. The transcript has 2 exons.
AUGAAGCCUCCUCCAGGAUACAAUCAAGCUCAACCUGAUAUGCACUCCAAUACUGGUAUGACAAUUUUACUAUUGUAUGUGGAUGAUAUGAUUAUAACCGAUAAUGAUGAGAAUGUAAUUGUACAACUCAAGAAUCUUCAUAAUGCAACUUUCAAAAUGAAGGACCUUCGCAGAUUAACAUAUUUUUUGGGGUUGGUGGUUGAAUAUUUCCAGGAUGGUAUCAUGCUAAGCCAAAAGAAGUAUGCAGAGGAUAUUGUCACACAAACAUGUCUAAGUGAUCAUACGGUAGCUCACACACCUAUGGAGAUCAAUGUGAAGUACAGAAAUGAUGAUGAUGACCCUCUUGCAGAACCAACAUUGUACAUAAGGCUCAUUGGCUGUCUAAUUUAUUUGACAAUAACAAGACAUGACAUCUCUUAUCCAAUUCAAGUCUUGAGCCAAUUUGUUACAAAUCCUUGCCAGCAUCAUUUUUCUGCCCUCCUCAUAAUCAUUCGCUAUGUUCCGAGUACAAUUAAUUGA